This is a messenger RNA of Anopheles darlingi, 2438 nucleotides long. RefSeq names its product DENN domain-containing protein 2D-like. The coding region runs from base 60 to 2171 and encodes 703 amino acids. Lineage: Eukaryota; Metazoa; Arthropoda; Insecta; Diptera; Culicidae. The record is from RefSeq and is a predicted model, not a curated record. The transcript has 2 exons.
UAAUUCGCGUAAAUUCUCGACCAAAAGUGAACCUCCAAGGCAGCUAUGACGGCGGAAAGAUGUCGCAAAAAGCAUCCGAAACUCCCAACAACAGCAGCAGAGUGCAGAAGAUAACGGAGAAAUUUGAAACGCUGAUAACAACGCAGCAGCCGCUGCCGAAGAAGAUUUAUCCACACACGCAACAGCAGCGCCAGAGGAACGCUCAAUCCGUCCAGCUUCCAUCGCCGUUACGCGGUGAAACAGGUUUCCAAGGCAAUCAUGAACAGCGUCCUACCGCGGUGGAUCUGCGUGAACAUCAGGAAUCUAGACGGGGAAUCAAGCGCUCACAAGCAUUUCGUCAUAGUUCGACCCAGGCGGCCACGACUAACGGAGACACGGUCGCGAGCAACCCCACCCCACAGUUGCUGCACUCGGAAAGUAUUCGCGAAGCGCUCAAUAAACCCCUUCCGGAAGGGCCACCGCCGGAGAAGCCACCGCGACGGCCUGCUCGUCCCGGAGAGCGUUCCGAGGUUCAUACAAACCAACUCGAAGACGAUGUGAACCUGCUGAUUGAAGCCGCCUUCCAGGAACCGGAAAAGGGGCACACACAUGAGUCACAAUCUGGGGAGCAGAUUUUACUGAAACGGCCGGUUAGCGAGGAGCACAGGAAGCGGUUGCGUCGGUUGUCUCGAUGCGCGGAACUGAAUGAUUACACACGCCAAUACGGAACCAUACGGGUGUAUGAUACGGUUGACGGUGAUAGACGACAUGCUUCGCCAGGGUCUUCCAUGUCGGUCGAGUGUGAUGACGAUGAGUUCAAAAAGAGUGAUACCAAAGGCCUUAUCAAACAUUACAAUAAGCUAAGUGAGAAGAACGGAAGGAAAGUCGUUGCAGUGCCGGCGCCAACGCUCUACGAGUACUGUAUCGUAGUGGGCUACGAUUUGCUGAAGAAUCGUCCUUACGUGAAGAGCAAAUAUCCGCCACAGAGGCAACCGCACAAGCAAAUCGAAGAGUUCGUUUACCCCGACAACGGAGCACUGGUCCGCCAGUGCGACCAGGAGUACUGUAUCAUUCUAACCGACUAUCCGCAACGAUAUUAUGGUUUCUGCCGGCGAGUGCUUCCGGAAUCGUCGGAAUUUUGCAUUCCGCUCACCUACUGCAUAGUAACGAAGCACCAUGAACCAAAAGUGUUCUAUCAGCUGCUGCAGUGCAUAGAAGGCCAGCAUGGAAACGGCCGGAUGGCCGAGAAGCUGAUGAAGCAGUUUCACGAGCAAGGGCUACCAUCGGCCGGUGAAAGUCUGCAAAUAACGCUGCCUAGCAACCACGAGGAAUCAUACGCGCAGACAGUCGAUUCAAUUACUAUAAGCCGUCCCAAAGAUUUACGCUUAGAGAAAACGGAACUGUUCGAUAUUUUCCGGUGCCUCGGACCAGAUGGGCUGAUACAGGUGUUUGAGUGUUUGCUGCUGGAAAAGAUGGUGAUUCUAUUCAGCGAGCACCUGUCGCAAUUGAGCUCGUGUAUCCUGGCCCUCCUGUCAAUACUCUACCCAUUCCAAUGGCAACACAUUCUCAUCACAAUCGUGCCGGACGAUUUGCAACAAGUGCUGGAAGCACCGGUACCCAUGCUUGCUGGUACGUUACAGCCGGUACCCGAGGAACUGUGGCAAGGGUCGGCUGAUGCUUGCUAUGUGAAUCUAGACCGCCGAACCGUCCGAAUGGCUAGGAAAGAGCGAUGCUCAAUGCUGCCAAGCGAACUGAAAAACCCGCUACGGGUUUCGCUAGAACUCGUGAAGAUAUUUGAAGAUGCUAAGGAUCUAUCCAGUGUAUUAAUUGGGGGUGCAUUUGUGCGAUUUUUUAUUGAACUCUUCUCCACUCUCGACACCCAAUCGUAUGAGAAAACACAAUUUCUGGAACAAUUCAAAAAUCCGGAAACGCGGCUGUUUCUCAAUUGUUUUCUCGAAACGGUUAUGUUUGCGGAUUUUCGGGAACGUUGGCACGCCUCGAAACUAUCCGCAACGACUCCAACCAACGACGGAUUCGAUUACACGUUAUUCAACUCGAAAAUCGCGGAAAAAUCGCAAAACCGCUACUGGCACACAGCCAACUUCGAUGAGGUGGUCGCCAACUCGAAGCUGAUCGAAAGAAAAGGAAAAACUUUUAUGGAGAAGGUGCGCAAAUUGAUGAAGAAAUCCUGACGCGCUGGCUCACCUUCGCGGUGUUUCCAAGCGAAACCGUGUUUAAUUUUAAAGAGCAAUAACGCCAUCACUACGCAAAACCCAUGUGGUCGAAGUAAUCCAAAUUCUUAGCAAGCCAUGACCAGUAAUUAGCAAAAAAAAAACAUAAAAAUAAAGAAAACAUGAAGAGUCGAGAAUGUAAUGAAAAAUCGAAAUUGGAUUCGUACUGGAUGUAAGUGCGUUUUACUAGCUUUUAUACAAUCAAAUUAGUGAUAAAAUAAAUCUUUU